AUGCAGAGUGCCUUCACGAUACGAGUUGGUGAGAAGCAGUUGGAUGGUGUGCGUGAUGUUUCAGUUCUACACCACAAUGAGGUUUACUUCACUACAUCGCAGCGAAAUAUAAAGUGGGCAUUUCUCACACGUUUCCCUCUUCUUUUAAAUGAGAGGGAGAAUGAACAGAAUACCGCUGGGGUUUCAAGAGAGGAAACAUUUGGAAGUCUUUGUGGUGAGAGAAGUUCAGAUCAAAGGAGAGAUGAGCACUCCAGUGCCAUUUAUAGUAAUAAUAAUACUAAUAUUAAUAAUAAUAAUAUUAAUAGUACUUAUGGAGUAUUACAAGAGUAUUUAUGUGUAUUUUACCGAGAUGAGCCAAAGAAUCACCUUAGUCAUUACACUGCCCAUCAUCCUUUAACGAUUUGCUCUGCAUAUAAUACGGCCCAUCCGGCUUCUGUGACUCACUUUGUUCUUAAGAACAUCAGUCCUACACAUGUAGUGCCUGGUUUACGUGGUGUGUUUGUUCACGGUAGUCGACAGUCCUCUCGUGGUACAUGUGCAAAGAUGUUGCGAGUGGGAGGAUUUGUAUUUAAUGAGGCUGCAGAUAUGUGGUGGAUGGCUUCUCAACUGACUAUAAAACCUGUUUACGUCCCGUUUGGGGAUUGUGAAAUGUUGACAAGUCUUUCUCUCAACCCUACCGUCACGAUGGUGUCAUCCUCUUAUCAUAUCCAUAAUAAUAACAAUAAUAACAAUAACAAUAAUAGUAACAACACUGUUGUUAAUAUAACGUCAAAGUAUGCGUUAAUAGAUGCGACGACACUCACACAAUUUCAAUCCUGUGAUGGACGAUUAAUGGCUGUAGCGGUACGUGGAAGUGAAGUUUGUCUCGCCACUACUAUUAUUGUAGAUCACUUGGAUGCAUUACUUUGGAUAUGGUGGCCACAACGUCUACAUAUACCACAAUUACGUGUAAAGGGAGCUUCUGUCUCUGUCACGGUAUCGGAGUCUUCACAGGCUUCUGUACAAGCAUUAUUUCUUUUUGAUGCACUUCAUAGUGUAUUACAUAUUGUACGUACACCUAAUUUACGAACUGGAAAAGGGAAUUUGGAAUUACUUUUUACAUUAUCCACCAAUUGUCCACCUUUAGUACUUCCAUGUUUACGUCCAUCUAUGAUGCAGCCUAUUAUGGUUUGUCACUAUCCAGAAGUAAAUCAUGUUAGUCUCUAUCAUGUACCUGAACUAUUAAGACAUCCUUCUUCUUCUAAUUGUAUAGCGACAAUGUCUAUUGCAAAUUUACUUCCAGAGAAUGUGAGGUUGGAGGGUAUUUUAUAUCAUGCAGGUUCAACUGUUGCCUUUCAAACCGUAUCCCAUAGUAGUCAUGAUACAAAAAAUAGUGGAAAGAGUUCAUCUGAAGGGAAAAGUUAUGGAUCCUAUAUGAUAGGGUUUCCUUCACUCUUUGAAGAACAACAUCCACUUGUUCACUUUAUUUUAGAAGCACUUGAACCCGUUUUAGAAACGGAAUGUGUGGCUUCUAUGCAGUGUGAAUUACUUCGACGUGCAUGGGAAAAGAAACGUCUUGGACAUUUUGAAGAUUUCGCAACGGGAUGUUUAGAAUUGAUUAAAGAUUAUGUACAUGCCAGUAUGACAGGGUCUAGUAUUAAUAAUAAUAAUAAUAAUAAUAAUAAUAAUAAUAAUACUGGUGGUACUGCAGCAGAAAGGGUAUCAGACUCUUUAGAUGUUUUACAUGAUGAGAAGGAAGUUCGUUUAUGUGAUAUUCUUAUUGAUCCUCUUUUUCUAACGGCAGAUGUACUACAUGGACGUUCUUCUUCACACCCUCUACGUAGUCAAGAAAGAGAAGAUUCUACUCAGGUGAGAUUAUCUAAUAUUAACAUUGGGGGAAGAUGGUCACUAUAUCAAUGUGGGAUGACUCUUUUUGUUUUACAUCUUCUUUGUGAAAGUUUUAAACUUCAAGAACGUCUUUGGGUUUUUCUUGAACCAUUGGCACAUCUUAACUUUCGAUUAUCUCAAUUAAUGGGAUGGAGUCUUUAUAUUCGCUACUACUCUACCUGUUUGUGUGUUCCUGAGGCAAAUGAUUUAUCUUCUUCAUCUUCUUCUACUAUUCCUUCAACUAUUUCCCAACCGCCAUUCUUUCAACGUACAUUAACAGAAAAUGUAUUACUUGAACGUUUUAUUUUCCAUGCGGGAUCCUCCACAGAAGCGGUAUUGAGUGGAGUUCCUCCUGUCUUGUAUACUAUUCUUCAACGUGUACUUGAGGGAAAAGCCCGUGUCUCUGGUGGUUGGCCGGCUAUGAAAGGCAUUAAUCCAACAUCUCCUCUUGCGAUGGCGAAUAGUCUUUUCUUUAUGUUAGUGGAUUGUUUUGAUACCCCUCAACCACUGCAGAAUCUCAGCUCACGUUGGUGGUAUAUUUUAUGUAGAGGUUUAUUAAAAUAUAAUGUGGAUCCAAAGUUUGUAGCCUCUGAGUUGUGUGUGGGUGUUGCCCAGCCAAUAGAAAGAGCAUUAGCGAUUGCGAAAGAUCAUCCAGAAGAUACAUGGGAUGAUGAUUUUAAUGCUAUUAUUGGUCGAUUAGAUCGUCUUCAACGUCCUUCUACAUUGGCACGAUAUGCAAAUCCCGCAGGUGAUGUUCUGCGAGCUGCACAAGAACGGGCAAUUGGACGACAAUAUCGAGCUACUUUAAAUGAUGAUGAUGGAGUUAUUAUGCGACCAGAUUUCCCAAAACAUUGGGGAGAUUCUCGUGUGGAUAUUGUACAAACUAUGUUAAAUACCGCUGCCCCUAUUCCUUUACCAAGUCAAGUAGAUGCUGCAGAUGCUAUUUAUAAUUUAUUAAAUACACUUACAAAACGUGCAACCGCAUUACCAGUUGGACGUGGUAUGUUUACACUUUGUACACAAAAUUUUAGAGUACGAGAUAGUGUACCUAUUCCACGUCUUAACCUUGAGGGACGAACAAGUGAUGGAGUUACGAUAACAAAUAAUUCAGAAGAAGCUAUUGCAGAUAAUAUUAUAUGGCCAUCUUUUCAUAAUGGAUGUGCAGCAGGAUUACGUUUCCUUCCAUUACCAAAUUUUCGUGGUAAUGAAAAUUUAAAAGAGGAAGAAACUAUUAAACGUCAUUGGGUAUUAUAUCAAACACGUAAUAUACCUUGUCCUGCCUCAAGAUCUGGAUUACUUCUUGCAGCUGGAUUAUUAGGACAUUUAAAAGCUCUUCAACGAACAGAUAUUUAUUCUCUUUUGGUAUCACCACAAUCACAAUUUUCUGGUCGAGAAGUUGUUACAAUUGCUGUAAUGUUAGGACUUAGUUGUAGUCUUCGAGGGACAUGCAAUAGUAUUGUUUUUAAUUGUUUAUCUAUGCAUGUACAGUCUCUUACCCCUGCUACAGAAGAUAUUGAAGUUUCUUUAGAUGUACAAACAGCUGCAUUAGUUUCUAUAGGAAUUCUUUACCAACGAUCACCUGAUGCAUUCUUAGUUGAAAUGCUUCUUAUUCAAAUUUCACGUCUCCCAUCGGAUGAACAUUUUCGAGAUCGAGAAGGAUAUGCUCUUGGAGCAGGUUUUAGUUUGGGUUUAUUAUUAUUAGGAACUGGAAAUUCUCAUGGAGUUCCUAAUGUUGAAAAUCGUUUAUUAAAAUUUAUGGAAGGAGCCCGUCGUGAGGCAGUUCCAUCAGCAUGUGAAGGACUUGAAACAUUUAAUGAAAUUAAUCCUGAUAGUGGACAUUUUCUUACUCGAGCUCUUCUUGCAAGAAAUGCAAAAGAAUCUUUUCGAAGUCAUUGUACUCGUGUUUUUGAAGGUGAUUGCUUUAAUGUUGGAGUUUCUAGUCCUGGAGCUAUCAUGGCUCUUGGUUUAAUUUAUUUACAAACAAAUGAUACUUCUAUGGCUAUGAAAUUAGCUCCACCUAAUCGUUUGGUAGGUUUACAAGGUAUAUAUCCUCAAUUAUGUCUUUUACGUUCUAUGAUGUCUUCUCUUAUUAUGUGGUCUAGUAUUGAACCCACAAGAGAAUGGUUACGACGAAGUAUUCCUUCAUCUCUUUUACGUCUUGCAAAAUAUCCUCAACAAAGUGGACUUGCACCUGCUCAAAUUCGUUAUCUUAUGAUGAAUCUUGGUCAUUGUUUAGCAGGUUCAAUAUUAGCAUUAGGUAUACGUUUUGCUGGAUCUAUGGAUGCGGAUGGAAAAUCUAUUGUACUUAGUGAAUUAAAUGGGUUUAUGCAAGGAUUUAUAGGAAGUACAGGAGCUGUUAUAACAGCUAUUCAACGUACUACAGGUGCUUUUCAAGCAUGUAUAUCUGCUUGUAGUGUAGCCUUAUCUCUUAUUAUGGCUGGUACAGGAGAUGGUCAAUGUUUAGCAUUUUUACAAAAACUUUAUAAACGUACAAAUGUAAAAUAUGGAGAUCAUCUUUCUAUUUCUAUGGCUACUGGAUUACUUUUUCUUGGAGGAGGUCAAUUAACACUUUCAACUUCUUUAGAUUCGGUAGCUUCACUUAUUAUGGCUUUUUAUCCUAUUUGGCCAGAAACAGCUUCUGAUAAUAAGAUGCAUCUUCAAGCAUUACGUCAUCUUUAUUGUUUAGCUGUAGUUCCACGUAUUAUUGAAACUGUAGAUGUUCUCACAAAUAGAUCUGUUUCUGUUCCUAUUCGUGUGAUUGUUCAUCGCGGUAGACUUAGUCAUAGUGAACCUUCCAAUGUUGUUAGAGAGUUAUGGACACCACUUCCAAAAGGAAAAGAAGAUCAAGCUGUUCGUAUGGUGACCCCUUGUCUUUUACCAGAUACGAGUACGGUAUCUCAAAUUGAAAUUCGAAGUGCUCAACAUUAUAAUCUUACUAUUUAUAAUGGUGAUCAAAAUAUUAUUGGUGAUGGAGGUAUAGUAGUUAGGGUUUUGGAAAAGAAUCUUCAUAAUAGUCAUAAUGGAAAUGCUUCUCGUUACCCUGGAGAAGAAGUUGUUGUAAAUUGGAUUCAACGUCUUUUCCGUGAACACCCACAACAACGACCACGACCCAUUGAAGCUACUGUUAUUCUUGAUAAUGUGAAUUUACUCUUCGCAUCACAAGAAAGUUUCUUAACAGAAUUUGGUUCUUCAGAAAAAGAAUUUUCAUUAGAUUUCGUUAUGAAUCUGCGACGUACAUUAGAAAGACGUUAUGGUGGACUCUUACAACGUUGUGGAAAACUUUCUUUACAUCAUCCUCUUUCAGAUAUUCUGUUAAUGCAAAAAUCUCUCUACAGCACGGCUGUUUUACUUGUGCAGACUCUCACGAAUGGAGGUGAUGCGGCUAUGGAACUUGCCCCAAUUACAGAGUCUCUACAGUCUUGUGCUGCUGCUGUCGUGGUAACAGACGCGAGUGGAUCUGCGGAUUCUCUUGGCUUCUCUGUUUCCGCUGUGAUGAAAUGGCUUUCGCAGGCAUUACAUUUUCACGGUAUUGGCGGGAAUAUCGCUUUACUACCGCAGGCUUUAGUGAGAUAUGAACCACUUCUGCAGCGGCAUAGUCAACGUUUAUUUGCAUUAUAUCGUAUGAAUCAGCAACUGUUACUUCGUCCACAAGUACUUGAAGAACUGGUGAAUUGCUGUGUGGAAUAUGUUGAUUGA
Messenger RNA from Trypanosoma theileri, 5562 nucleotides. Its product is annotated as putative cyclosome subunit. The record is from RefSeq and is a predicted model, not a curated record. Gene Ontology annotation, molecular function: molecular adaptor activity. The transcript has a single exon. NCBI's taxonomy places the organism in Eukaryota, Euglenozoa, Kinetoplastea, Trypanosomatida, Trypanosomatidae. Bases 1 to 5562 code for a protein of 1853 amino acids. Gene Ontology annotation, cellular component: anaphase-promoting complex. Gene Ontology annotation, biological process: anaphase-promoting complex-dependent catabolic process; protein K11-linked ubiquitination; metaphase/anaphase transition of mitotic cell cycle.